GCAUGUCUCUGGCAGUGCGGUCAGUCCGGAAUUGGACAAAGCCGCUCGUAUUAAAUAAUAUACUUUUUUUAACCAACCGUCUGUUUUUGUUUAUAUGAGGUUGUCGGUAAAUCUUCCGCCGUCUCGGUGAAAAUAUUUUCUGUCAUCAUGAAUCUCGGAGAUGGCCUGCUGUUUGAACUUGAAAAUGGGAAACCCAGGCUGAUUUUACUCAGUCAUGGCGUUGAAAAGAAUCCAGCAAAGCAGCUGUCCUUCAGGCCCAGAGCGGCUAACAUCCUGAGCUCCAGACAGCCCGCCUGUGUGGAGGAGGUGCAGGGAGAGGAGCGUCCCGCCCGACAGCAGGCACUGAGACACAGAGAGGCCAGGAGCAAGGCAGGGGGAGCGGCCACCUCCUUCAACUCCAACGCCGCCACUACCACUGGAGGGAGGAGCACCACUUUGAUAUCAUCCAAGACAAAUGAGCAUCAGAAUGGAGGCGGCACCAAAGCUGUGACUAAGGUGAAAUCAGACAGACACAAACACAGCUCCACUGUUGGAUCGGUGAGAGCCAAUGGGAAAACAGGGCAGCCUCAGAACAGUGGGACUGGUGGAAAGGUGGGGUUAAAGGACACACUGGCCAGUGGGGACGCUGGACUGAAGGACAGCAUGGUAGUUCUGACCAGAGAGCAGCUACAGCAGAUCCUCAACACCGUCCAGGCCUCUAGCAAUGGCCAACAACCGCGCUCACAAUUUGACACCUCCAUGAAUGAAGGAGGAGAGAGAGAGAUGGAGGAAGACAAAGGAGGAGGAGGGGAAGAAAUAAAGAAAGGAGAAGGUGAUGGAGGAGUAACUAAUACAACUGAAGCCUCUCAGGAUAAAGACAACAGGUUGUCUGGAUGUUUGUUCAGCUGGCUGGAGGAGCGACAGUCUGACAGCAGAUCGGCCAUCGAUGCCAAGAAGGCUCAGUGGAGGAGAGAACUCGACGAACAGGUGGCACUGAAGCAGCAGCAGCGUUCAGCCCCUGGCAGACUCCAGGCUGAAGAGGACACAGAGAGCGUGUUAUCAGUGCAGAGCUGCGUCAGCCACAGAGAGCAGCCUGCAGCCAUCAGAUCCAGCCUCAAACUCGGGGAGGUCACACCAAUGGAGGAAGUGCUGAGUGUUGAGAAGCGAGAGGAGCAGAGGAGGCGUUGGCUGGAGGAGCUGGACCGACAGAGGGAGGAGACGACUGAACGCAGGAGACGAGAGAAACUGCUACAGAGCCAGACAGAAGACCACGAGCUCUGGGCCACACACUUUGACUCGCUGCAGAGGAGGCCUCCUACUCACAUUGCAGCUCCAUCAGCUCUACCUCCAGCCCCACCAAGUCGAUCUGAGCGAGGGGAGUGGGAGCCCUCAUCCAGCCUGUCCCUAGUCUGGGACGCCACCAGCAGCUGUGGAGCAGAAAGUGUGGGAGGGGCCAGCGUGGAUACGACCGGCGGAUACCCGUGCAGAGCCAGCUAUCUGAGGACCAUGACAGCCCUGCUGGACCCUGCCCAGAUAGAGGAGAGAGAGAGGAGGAGGCUCAAACAGCUGGAGCAGCAGCAAGCGAUUGAAGCCCAGGUGGAGGAGCGCCGGCGGCAGAGGGAGCGAGAGGAGGCGAGGAGGAGGGAGGAGGAGGAAGAGGAGGAGAGGAGGGUGGCGCUGGAGAGGGAGAUGCUGCAGAGACAGUACGAGCUGGACACUCUGAGGGAGAGGCAGAAGGCAGAGCAGCCAAAGAAAAACCAUGAUGAUGAAAGAUUGAAGGAGACGCUGGAGCCUGUCGCAGUUACCACAGAAGCUGAGCGUUUGGAGGAGGACGUCAACAGUUCAGUCUCCCCAUACAAAGACACUGGUGUACAGACGGAAGCAGCUCCUUCUCUCCCUGAAGCCUCUGCACAGAACCAGCCACCUCCUCCUCUGUCUGCAGCUCCUCCAAACAGCAGGAACCGAGCAGCGAGAACAGGCAAGGAGAACAUCUGUCUGCCAGGAGGAAGAGGAGGUGGAAGAGGAGUAGGAGGUGGAGGAGGAGACCCAUAUGAAGCUUUUGCCCGGACAGAGAGGAGCAGGAGAGACAAGAGGAGGCCUGAGUGGAACACACAGAGGCCCAGCCGUCAGUUCGUUCCAGCCUCGGAGCGAUACCCAGCCGCUCUGCAGAGGAACAGACAGGAGAGUCGGCUGAAGAGGCAGGCCGAGCUCCUCGCCCUGCAGGAGAGGACCUGUCUGUCCAGGACUGGCCCUCCUCCUCCUUCUCAGCAGUCAACCAGUCCUAACAGAAAGGUGGAGACUGUGUCCAAAGGACAGAGCAUGUCUACAGUCAUCAACAGUGAAAGGGGGCGCUCUCCUCCCAUCCCAGCUGUCAGGCACAGAGUGCAGUGUCAGCAGGCCUCCACAUCUCUACCUCCUCUGGCCCUGGAGUUCAUUCCUUACGUCCGAACUGAUGAAGUCUUCAACCUGGACCCGCUGGAGCCAGCUGAUACCCCCCCACCUGAUGCACACACAGAAGCCCCUCCUCAGAGGUCAGCGUCUCCUCCUGCUCCCUCACAUCGAGACCCCCUCCUCCACCCUGAGCUGCUCCGUAAAACACACACACACCGUCAGCAGGAGAUCCUGAGAGGCCUGGCUCAGCUACGGCAGGGUUUAUUACAGAAGCAGAGGGAGUUGGAAACAGACCUGAACCCUCUACUGAAGCGACAUGACAACGAGCUUGGGACGCCAUCUGCAACGCACCGCAUGUGACCUCUGACCUCUGACACAGCUGGGUGCUUUGUAUGUGCGCUGACGGUGAUCGGUGACACCACAGUGUUUGAAUCAGAGUCCGUAAAGAGCAUUUAACAGAAAACCUUCACUCUGCGUUUUCUGAAGUUCACUGGAUUUAAUCCAGUCGUCCAGCAGCUUUGGGAACUGGACGUCGGAUGUGCCACAACGUGGAGCUGUUUACUUCAUCUGAGCUGAAAAAUCAAUAAACAGGCUGCAGCAGAUUUUUGGGAGUUUUCAAAGCAAAACUGAUGUAACUGUGUCAAUGAAUUUAACUUUCACGACGUGAAAGAAAUCAGGACUGGAUGAGCAACAUUUUACGUGAAGAUUGUAUUUUAUAAGUUUUGUUUCUAUGCACUUUCCAUGAGAAUGACAGUGUACCAGACAGGUAUUGAGUUUUAGCUUUUCUUUUCCUGGGCUGUGUUUGCAGCAGAGGAGGCACCACACUCCUCCUCUCCUUCCUGCAGCGAAACGGAGUCGACUUAUUUUUUUUGUUGUUUCUUUAGCUUCCUGCUGGACGAGGAGCUUAAUGUUUCAGUUUAUGCUUCUGUGUUGUGUAGUUUUUAUUCAGGUUUUAUUGUUAGUGUUUUUUAUUUAUUGUAAAUGUAAUAAAUUACAUAAAGUGUGA
Toxotes jaculatrix (banded archerfish) is the source of this 3376-nucleotide messenger RNA. RefSeq names its product coiled-coil domain containing 66 (gene ccdc66). Bases 148 to 2730 code for a protein of 860 amino acids. Gene Ontology annotation, molecular function: microtubule binding. NCBI's taxonomy places the organism in Eukaryota, Metazoa, Chordata, Actinopteri, Toxotidae. The record is from RefSeq and is a predicted model, not a curated record. Gene Ontology annotation, cellular component: cilium; microtubule. Gene Ontology annotation, biological process: cilium assembly. The transcript is spliced from 21 exons.